GCAACGGUAAAGCCGCCGGUUUCCCAUUAUUACAGUUGGGGUAGCUGUUGUGGUUCAGAGCUCCUGAAUUCAUGGCCAGAAGUUGCUUGAUCUUGGUCAAACAAUACCGUACAGUAAUAAAAGGAAAGAUAGGACAGAAGGAAAUUGAUUGAAACGAAGAAAUCCUGAGAAACAAUGGUGUCGACAAGCGAACGCAACGGACUGGUCGGUUUGGUGGUUGCCGUCUUGGUAUCCUUUUGGGGAUCGUCGAGGAUUGUGCGACUCGUCGCCCGCGAUGUUCUGGAAAUUGACAUUGACAAUUCUCUAAGUCAAAGCUCGUCGUGGCUACUAGAAGACCACAUGCCAGAAUUUGAACGCGAGUUUCCAUUUUCCAUGCAACAAACUCCCGCAUGUGCUUCCGCCAUGAGCAACCUGACGAAGUUGGAACGCCUGGCAUUUCUAGCCGAGCAAGAUUGGCAAAAACAGGAGCAUCAUCACAAUGACAAUCCAAAAUGGCACGAUUGGUUGGAAGCACCCCUGUCCGAUCCCAUGAAAGUGGCCGAGAAAGAGUGGAGUAGUAUCCUGAAUGCGUGCCAUGGGCCAUGGCCGGACAGUACCGUGGACCCUGCAUUUGCCGCCAACUACACACUACGGGCGUUUUGGCAGGGAUUACGGCGCUGUGGUGCCAAGGAAGAACAGCGGGGAGGACAUCCAGCAGGUUUUGGUGGAGAAUGGUGCAUGCAAGGCUGGAGAAGUAGAGCCACCAGAGCCUUUGUCGAGAAUAAACGACAACCCGAGACUGGUAGAUUAAAACGAGACCCCAAGGCGGACAUUUUCAUAUUGACGGCACGAUGUGCCUUGAAAAUGGAGUUUCCAAUCGUUCCACAACAUCAAAACAACGACAAAAAAGACAAAGACAGCUCCUUGCAAACAACACAACGACUCACCAAUCGUCAAAAAUUCCCUGGAUGGAGACCCAAACGGGUGAUUCUACUUUCCGCCACACUCGGAAAAGGCGCCACCAUGGGAUGCAAGCUAGUGAAUACUGCGUUUUUUAGGGGCUGGGAAGUCGUGUUUAUCGAGGGAAAGUAUCGAGGAAUCAAGCACAAGUACACGGAUGCCUUGGCAGCACUCCAAUUGCUAGUGUCACAUUCCGACAUCCCGGCGGAAGAAACUCUAGUGGUGUUUGCAGACUCGAUGGAUACACUCGUGCAACAAUCUCCCGAUUAUGUCAUUGAGUCCUUUUUAAACAUGACACGAACAUUUGCAUUCUCGGCCGAACCAGGAUGCUUCCCACUGGCCACAUGGCCGCACAGUUUGGGGGUUCCCUAUCACACAUGCGACAAGAAUUUUCCACUCUCCCAAAACAGAUAUCAGCAUGCCAUGAUUGACCAAUACGGUGGUGCAAUCCAUGGAUAUAUCAAUACGGGAGGAUGGAUUGGAUUGGCAUCCAGCGCCUUUGUCGUUCUCACAGAGCUCUCCUCGGUGAUUUUACGCGAAGGGCAAGAUCAACCGUGUCAUGACCAUGGAACCGAUCAGCUGUUGGGUAAUGCGGCAUUUGUGCGUGAUCCCUCGUUGAUUGGUGUCGAUUCGGACUAUGCCAUUAUUGGUAGCAAUGCGUGGGAACUUUUGGAGGGUUCACAUUUGACAUUGGGUCCCAUUCCAUUCUACAAAGAUAGCCAAAACAAGGCAUACUGCAAUGCCAGUUUGACCGCGCCCGAAUAUGCCGCUUCUUGUCCAGCAUUUCUGCAUUUUAAUGGCCGUGGAAGCUCGGGCGGAAAAAUUGAUGAAGCCUUUGAAGAGCUGAUUUCCGAUGAUUCCCUUGGGUCGUGCUGCCGUGGGAGGCUCUUGAUUGCACAUGUUGGAAAGGGGAAGCUGUGGACAGAAAGCUUUGAGGAGAACAAGCGAUGGGCAAAAUGUAGAAAGGAGAAUGCAUGUCUCGGGAAGACUACCAAAGAUUGGGGCGGUAUCUGUCCCAAGGGUAUUCCUUAGAUGACGGCACGAAGAUGCAUGAUGACAAACUGAGUUGAUACAGUUAGAGAGAAGAUUGCAUCAUUCGUGUGAAAGAAUGAGCAUAAAUGAAGUGCAAAUUCUUCGCUGUCUGGCCCUGUUCUGCUUCACUCUCGAGGUUGAUCUGAGAAAGCCAGACGGAUACAGUGCCUCGUCUUGAAUGGGCUACCGUUACCUGGUACCAGUACCGAUGCAUCAUGGUUGCAAGCUUGUCUGGCCAAGCCAAGCCAAAUGGCAACAAACAGCAUCACCCUUUCGCACAAAUACCCCUUUGGCUGAUUGCUCCAAGAACAGAAGGGCGAGGCCGGGAUGUUUAACAUCCUCUUUUUCUUUCAGGUUCGGUGUGCUACGAACCCAAAGAACGGAGAGACACCAACAAAGAAACACGUAGCCUUCGCGUCAAUUAUAAGCAUUUCAAAGUCUUUGUUUUAUGACAGAACUGUACUGUAUACUUUUAAAAACUGUAGAUUAAUAGUAGUGAGUUGUCAGAUUAUUAGAA
Messenger RNA from Seminavis robusta, 2488 nucleotides. Lineage: Eukaryota; Bacillariophyta; Bacillariophyceae; Naviculales; Naviculaceae. The record is from the annotation of a GenBank genome assembly.